This is a messenger RNA of Funneliformis geosporum, 834 nucleotides long. The record is from the annotation of a GenBank genome assembly. NCBI's taxonomy places the organism in Eukaryota, Fungi, Glomeromycota, Glomeromycetes, Glomerales, Glomeraceae.
AUGAAGAUUUUUUAUAAAGCUUUAUUUGCACUUAGCUGCAUCGUAGCUACGGGACUAGCGGAUCCUCAAGCAAAAGGCAAAGGAGGUAAAACGGCCCCACCUACCGAGAGGUUAAACUGUAAAAUUGUUGAACCCGCUCCGAAUGCAAUAUGGACAAUGGGUCAACCUCAGACCGUUUCUUGGUCAUGUGAGGUCAAGGGUCCCAUUGAAUCACAACCACCUGAACAAUUAAUUCACAUCGAAUUGGGUACUGGUACUAGUAAGGCUGACUUUUUAUAUGUUGAUACUAUUGACGCUGUUGCUAAAGCUCGUGAGGUUAAAUUUACUUUCAAUUUACUUGAAACAUAUCCGGAAGGAACAAAUUAUAUUGUAAGGUUAAGAUCAAAAUUGAAGAACGAUAAAGAUCCUGUCACUGUUGAAGAAUCAAAUUUAUUACCUUGGGUUUAUUCUGGCCCAAUCACUAUUAUUAAAAAAGGCACUGAUCCUAAAUCGCUUCCAAAAGCUAAAGCUCCUGUAACAAAGGCUCCAACAGAAACCGGAGCAAAAAACCCAAAAGAAUCAGAUGGCAAAGCUCCUGUAACAAAGGCUCCAACAGAAACCGGAGCAAAAAACCAAAAAGAAGCAGAUGGCAAAGCUCCAAAAGCUCAAAAAGGUAUAGAAGCCGAUGAACCAAAAGGCAAAGAUGCAGCUAAAACAAAAGCUGUUGAAGGUACCCCUGCUAAAGGUGUUUCAAACGCAAGCGCAACACCUGAUGCCAGUUCUGCUGCUUCAUCUGAGCUUGGCAAUAUAUUAUUAUUGGGGUUGUGCAUGUUCUCAUCUUAUUUGGCUCUGUAA